Molecule: messenger RNA, 3446 nt
Organism: Xyrauchen texanus (razorback sucker)
Lineage: Eukaryota; Metazoa; Chordata; Actinopteri; Cypriniformes; Catostomidae
Gene: sirt2
Product: sirtuin 2 (silent mating type information regulation 2, homolog) 2 (S. cerevisiae)
Exons: 16
Coding region: 128-1264 (378 amino acids)
Molecular function (GO): histone deacetylase activity, NAD-dependent; NAD+ binding
Source: RefSeq, a predicted model, not a curated record
ACUAGCAACAUUAUCCAGCCAAUGAAAUACUGGCGACGGACACAAGUACUUGUCCCUUUAAUAAAUACAUUGUUGUCAUUUAAGUUUGUGUUUUGAAAAUUGAAGUGCUUUUAUAGUAAGCGGGUAGAUGUCUGAAGAAGUAUCUAAAAGAACAGAAGAGGAGACUGACACACCAGUUCUAGAGGGUCAGUCUGAUGACAGUAGUGGUGAGGAAGAAGCUUCAGGAGACACUGAGAUGGAUUUCCUGCGCAAUCUCUUCUCACGGACUCUUGGCUUGAGUCCAGGGGAGAAAGAGCUGGAUGAGUUGACCCUGGAUGGGGUCGCCCGCUACAUCCUGAGCGGCAAAUGCAAGAACAUAAUCUGUAUGGUUGGAGCUGGAAUAUCAACAUCGGCUGGAAUCCCAGAUUUCCGAUCGCCUGGCACUGGUCUUUAUGCCAACUUACAAAAGUUCAACCUGCCCUACCCAGAGGCCAUCUUUCAGAUCGACUAUUUCAAGAAACAUCCUGAGCCCUUCUUUGCUCUGGCCAGAGAGCUCUACCCAGGACAAUUUAAGCCCACAGUUUGUCACUAUUUCAUAAAAAUGCUGAAGGACAAAGGCUUACUGAGACGCUGUUACUCUCAGAAUAUCGAUACAUUAGAGAGAGUUGCAGGUCUGGAGGGAGAGGAUCUCAUUGAAGCCCAUGGCACAUUUCACACAUCUCACUGUGUGAGCUUCCUCUGUCGGAAGGAGUACUCUAUGGACUGGAUGAAAAAUAAGAUAUUCUCUGAAGAUAUUCCCAAGUGUGAUUCUUGUGGAAACCUGGUCAAACCAGAUAUUGUGUUUUUUGGGGAGAAUCUACCUUCUCGAUUCUUCACCUCCAUGAAAAUGGACUUUCCUCGCUGUGACCUUCUUAUAAUCAUGGGCACAUCCCUCCAAGUGCAGCCAUUUGCAUCUCUAGUCAGUAGAGUAUCAAACAGCUGUCCAAGACUGCUCAUCAAUAUGGAAAAAACUGGACAGUCAGAAUUUGGCAUGGGAUUGUUAGGUUUUGGAGGAAUGGAUUUUGACUCCGAUAAAGCCUACAGAGAUGUGGCGCACCUGAGCACGUGUGAUGAUGGCUGCAUGGCCCUUGCCGAACAUCUGGGAUGGAAAGCAGAGUUAGAGGAGUUGGUGAAGCAUGAACAUGCUUUAAUCGAUAGCAAAGAUGCCAAAAAGAAAGACAAGGAAGUUAAUCGGAGCUCCAAAGACACUGGGGCGGAGGCUGGGAAGAGUGACAAAACAGAAUAACAAUACAGAGCAUGCAAAGGCUAUUCUUUUAGAUCUACUGUAUGUUAUUCAUUUGUUUAUGGGCUUCUUAAGUGUACUGUCACUGUACUGAGCUGCUGUGUCUUUCAUCUGACCUUAACAGUCUGAGGAGGUAGCAAUAGAUACUAUAUAAAUAGUACUGCAAUGAACUCAGACAGGAACAGUGAGACAGAUAGAAAGAACAGACACUUGCAGAAGCAAUACCGGAGUUUUCUGCAUGGGUUUAUCAAACCAAUUUAUGAAAAGCUGAAUGCUUUAAAUUAGGAACAGUUCAUUAAAAAAUUUAAUUCAUUAUUUACUUAACUUCAUGUAAUUCCUAACGCAUAUGACCUUUCUUCUAUGGAACACAAAAGUACUGAUUUUAAUUUAAUUAAAAGGACAGUUUUGUCAUUGAAAAAUUCAUUGAUUUAAUGCAAGUUGGCUCACUGGGGUAAAACACACUCUUGCAUAGCCUCAGGGGCCAGUUGUACACCAGAGUCAUUGAAAAAAUCUGAUUCGAAAGAACAAAUCACUUACAAAUCAAAUGCUACUUUUCUCAUGAUCACACGAUAUUCAUGGAUGCUUGAAAGCUCCAUGAAAAGGAUGGACCAGUACAUUCCUUAAAAUUUCUUCUUUUACGUUCACAGGAAAAAGUCAAACUGGCUUGCAGAAAUGUUAUAAUGACAGAAUUUUCAUUUUGGGGUAAAAAAAAAAAAAACCUACAUAAAUAUGUCUGAAACAUAAACAACAAGGGUCUGGCUUGGGUCUAAUGUGCCAAUGCACAAACACUGACAUUGUUGUGUUUGUUGGUAUGAGCAUUGUUAUUGCUAAUGAUGGUAUACUGUCUUAUGUCUGAACUGCUCAAUCUUUAUUUCCCUCUUUGUGCAAUCAUUUGUUGAUUUUGGUAUUAUGUUCUCUUUUUAAAAAGAUUAAUACAUUUUCCUUUUGAAUUAUUUUAUUUAUCAUCUUUGCAUAAUAUUAACUAAUAUAAUACAUUAUUUACUGUUUAUUUUGUAUCUAAUGCAUAUCUUUGGUUUGAAUGCUGUGUAAAAGGAAGUUGACAGCGGGUUUUGCAACAUUACUGUGAUAUCUGAUUGAGCCCAUUGCAACCUGAGAUGAGGAAACAAAAAUAAAACAUUUGUGUCCUAUAUAUUUUUGUAGUGUAAUGUUGACAAAAUGCAUUAAAUAUAGUUAGGAAUGUUUUUGCUUGUUGUCUAAGCAUCUACAAUAAGAAUAUAGAACUAUCUGUGGUGCAAAGUACAAUUACAAACCCUUGUAGCCAUCAGCAUUCUAGCUUUUAUUUUAGACAGCAUGUCUUUCUGAGGUUUAAUGUUGUUUUGAGACAGUGGUUGCCGAUAUUAUAAACUUUUGGUUUGCUUUACUUGGAGUCCUGCUUACUCAGCUGGGUUACUCCUGUUAUGCGAUACGUUUUGAGCUCUGUAACAUAAAAAAAAUUAUAAUAAUCUACCUGUGUUGUAAUUUAAGGAAGUUUUCUGUAAGAGAGUUCCAGGCUUUCAGAACUAUACUCUGGUAUGCUCAGGCACUUAGUGCUUUAUAAUUGAUAGAACAGGAAGGAAAUAAAAAGUUAAAGGUGCUCAUUAUUUUUUUUCUCAUUAAAAAUGUUUUUACUCCUAAAGAAAUUAAUAGCAAAUUUGAAACAUCUAUAAAACCAUGACCACUAACAUGAGACGAAGACUCCACUCAUUAGUAACCUUAUGAAAACUGUUUUAUUCUACAUUGAGAGAGUCCGUUCAUGGGGGCUGCUAUGUAAAGAAUCACAUGACCAGUUGAAUACUACUCUCUUAAUCUCUAAUCGCUCUGUUAUUGGUCAUUUUCACUUAUGGAAUAAAUUAGCUAUUCAUAGCUGACAGUGAAUAGUAACUACAAUGACAUCAGUAACUGAAACUACUGCAUUUGAAUAAUGCUUCAUCCAUGCUCAUAGGUGUCCAAGAUGACAUGUACAAAAUGUUACUGACUGCAGCAUUAUAGUUAGCCAUUGUUCAGUGAGGAAUUGAGAGUUAACUUGCAUAAUUGUUUAACAUUUUUAACCUUUUUCUUAAAAAAUGUGAUGAACACGGAUGCAGCAUUAUUCAAAUGCAGUAGUUUUUAGUUACUGAUGUCAUUGUAGAAAUUCACCAUUCAUAGUCAGACAGGAUCAAUUUAAUCUUUAACUAAAAAUAUAAAA